Pochonia chlamydosporia 170 is the source of this 915-nucleotide messenger RNA. Its product is annotated as metallo-beta-lactamase superfamily protein. The transcript is spliced from 3 exons. Lineage: Eukaryota; Fungi; Ascomycota; Sordariomycetes; Hypocreales; Clavicipitaceae. The coding region runs from base 1 to 915 and encodes 304 amino acids. The record is from RefSeq and is a predicted model, not a curated record.
AUGGCUCCAACAACCACCAGAGACUUGCCAGAGGCAACCGACCCCAAAGCCUUCGUCCAGCUCCAUGCAUUUGACACCGCAACAAUGAAGAGCAAUGCCGCUGUCGUGAUCAAAGGUCAUCGUGGGUCUGGCACGGCUAACUCCUGGAGACACUUGAUUGUGCACGAGCCAUCUGGAACGAAACUGUGGUUUGAUUUGGGAAUAUCAGAAGACUUAUCCCAGUAUCCCUCCUUUGUCCGAGACCAUCUUCACAAGAUGUUUGGUGUCAGCGCCGGCAAAAAUUCCAUCUUGGAUGAUCUCCAGUCUUUAGAUAUUGAUGCGAAAGCAAUCAAGUACAUCAUACCAAGUCACGCCCACUGGGACCACAUCUACCCAGUAGCCACGUACUUCCCGCAGGCCAAACUCCUCUGCGGCCCGGGAACUCUCCGCCUCACGGCAGAAUCCUGGCCCGAGCAUGCAAACAGCCACUUUGACGGCCGGAUCUGGAAUCCCCAAACCUCUGAGCUCCCAGUCGAGGAGCUUCCUGACCCGGCCACAGACCCAAGCUACUGGCAAAAGAUUGGACCGUUCGAUCACGGGCACGACUUCUUUGGCGAUGGGAGCUUCUGGUUGAUAAGAGCCCCGGGGCAUUGUCAGGGGAACUUGAUUGCGCUGGUGCGGACGAAGAACAAGGCUGGUGAGCGUAGGUGGGUGGUCCUUGCGGGAGAUGCGUCGCAUAGUUAUCAUUUGCUUCGGUAUCCUAACGCUCCGUUUGGGGAUGGCUUGCCUCUGAAUAAGUCGGGUACAAUGCAUGAAGAUCCUGAAGAGGCUCGCAAGGUGCUGCACAAGCUUUAUGCUGUCAAGGCUGCUUAUGAUGAUGAGUUGUUUGUGUGGCCUGCGCAUGUGGAUGCUCUGGAGGGCAUCUGGGAGUUCUAA